This is a messenger RNA of Erigeron canadensis, 1310 nucleotides long. RefSeq lists its product as uncharacterized. The coding region runs from base 137 to 931 and encodes 264 amino acids. Gene Ontology annotation, molecular function: calcium ion binding. Lineage: Eukaryota; Viridiplantae; Streptophyta; Magnoliopsida; Asterales; Asteraceae. The transcript is spliced from 6 exons. The record is from RefSeq and is a predicted model, not a curated record.
GAAAACCCUAAACUAAAAAUCCCCCAAAAUUCAAUCUUCUGAUCCUAAUUCCCAUCUAUACAAACCCUAAUUCACAAAUUCAUUCCACUCAGAUAAUUCACAAUUAAUUUAAAAUCGAUAAUAAAAAAAACCCAAAAUGCCAGAAGCAAAUAAAUCAGAAAGCCCAGAGAAAAUGACAGAGUAUGAAAAGCAAAGAAUGAAAAGAAUACAAGAAAACACAGAAAGAAUGAAAGCAUUGGGCUUGCAUAAUCUGGCUGCUUCUACUUCUUCUUUUAUUUCAAAUAACAAAAAAGGAAAAAAGAAAUUGAAAAAAGAUGAAGAAGAUGAUGAUGAGGAUUAUAAGCCGAAAGAUGAUGAUUUUAGCUCUUCAAGCGAAUCGGGAGAAGCCAACGAUGAUGAAGAUUAUCAUGUUAAGCCAAAGCUGAAAAAGUCAACACCAAGCAAGAAAGUCUCAAAGCUUUCAGGCAACUCGGGUUUUGUUGUUGAUGAUGAUGCUUUAAUGAAGGCUAUUGCUCUUUCUUUACAAGAUUCACCGGGCUUUCUGGAUGUAGCGAGCAAAACCUCUCCUCAGCGCUCUGAUACAAAGGCAUCAAGGAUCAAAAAUACGGAAAGGAAGCAGAUUGUACACAAUGAUGAUUCUGGUAGACGAAAGAGAAAAAAUUUGUUCACAAGUCGAGUGCAAAUGACUGAAGAUGAGUUGAUACUACACUUCUUUCAGUUUGAUGAAACGGGCAAAGGGGGAAUUAAUUUAUGGGACUUGCGGAGAGUAGCAGCUUUACAUGAUUUUACAUGGAAUGAUGAGGAGAUGGAUCAUAUGAUCCGGUUAUUUGAUAGUGAUAUAGAUGGAAAGCUAAGCCUUGAGGAUUUCACUAAGAUUGUUGAACGUUGCAAUAUGAGACAAGGGUCUGCAAAUGCAGAAGAGGAUUCAUGAGUUAACGAGGUACAUACGUGUAGUAGUUGUAACUGGUGAGUUGAAUCAAGAUUACCUGUUUUAAACAUGCAUGUUGCAAUGAAGUUAUUAAGGCUCUGCUCAUGGUAUGAUGAAGGUUUGGUGGAUUGUUUUUGCCAGAGGCGGCUCAACCUAAUAGGGGGCCUAAAGCGAGCUUUUUUACGGGGCCUUUCAAAGGUGGCUGUUUCUUAUUUUCCUAAACUUUUUUUGUAAUUCUCGUUUGUACCAGAUUCUAUGUAUAAAUAUAAAAACAUGAGGCUUUUAAACUUUUGGGGCAUAAAGCCCUGGCUUUACUUGCCUUACGCUUGAGCUGCUACUGGUAUUUGCAAUUGAUAAAAGUGAAAAUGAGAUUGUUAUGGAA